AAAAAGAUUUUCUUUUGUUCGUCAAAAUUUUCGACAAAAAAACAAAUUUAAAAUUUGUAACCAAGAAAUGCUUUAAUAUUUGCCGGAAAUCUUUAUUUGUACCAUUUUUAAACAAUAUUUUUAAUACAAAUUCGAACAGCAAAGUUUUUGACUCGCUGAGUAGUCAAAAUUAAAAGAAAAAAACUAAAAAUAUAUCGGAAGAGUCUAUAUAAUCAAUAACGGACGUAGCCAACUCUGCUGCCUGCAGCCCUCAAUCCAUACUAUUCAUAGUGGUGCAAUUGCGAUACAUUCGUUUACUACAUCUAUAAAAUCAUAUUGAGAUAAAGAGCCGGAAAAAAUGAAUUUGAAAAAUUCCAAAUUCUUUAAGCGAAUUCAAGAGUUGCGCCGCCUGUCCAAAGAUAAAAUACGGAAAGAAAAAAAUCGUGGUGUGCGUAUAGAUUUUGAGUUGGAGAGUGCAUUGAAGGAGCGAAAUGGCGACUGUGUAAGCUCCAUACAGCGUAAGGGCUGUACCGGCAACGAAACUCUGAAAGGUGAGAAAUAUGAUCAGAGCGAAUAUUCUGAGAAAAACCAAAAAAACCAAGACGUUUCCGAUGGUCUAAUUCAGUUGAAUAAUGUCUGCUUCCGUUUAAAAUGCGCCAGUCUACCGAAAUCUCAAUUGUUAAGGGAUGAACAGCCAAAUAUAUCCAUAAAAGGUAGCAUAUGUGUAUCAAAUUCGCGUUACAGCAUGAUUGGUCGGGUAUCAAAGACAUUGGGGUUCAAAGUCGUCAAAGAAGCCAAGCUUUGGAAUAUCUUGUGGACCGACACUUUGCCAGGAGUAGAAUUGUACAAGAGUAUGAAGCGUUUUCAACAGAUCAACCACUAUCCCGGUAUGAUGGAGAUCUGUCGCAAAGACUUGCUCUCGCGCAAUUUGAAUCGCAUGCUGAAACUGUUUCCACGCGAUUACAAAAUAUUUCCGAAAACAUGGAUUUUCCCAGCAGAUUAUGGUGACGCAUUAAACUAUGCUAAUAACAAUUACAAGAACAAGGCACGUACAUUUAUUAUUAAACCGGAUUCGGGUGCUAUGGGUAGAGGUAUUUGGUUGACAAACGAUUUGAAAUCCAUAAAUCCCUCGGAGCGCAUGAUUUGUCAGACAUAUAUCAAUAAGCCCCUAUUGAUUGAUGGCUACAAAUUCGAUUUGCGCGUCUAUACGCUAAUAACCUCUGUGGAUCCAUUGAGGAUCUUUGUUUAUAACGAAGGCUUAGCACGCUUCGCCACUAGCAAAUACGUGGAGCCAACGACUGAGAACAGUUGCGACCUGUUCAUGCAUCUGACCAACUAUUCAGUCAAUAAGCGCAGCUCUCAAUAUGACUUGUGCGACAAUGAUGACUGCGGUAGCAAACGAAAAUUUUGUGCCAUCAACAAUUGGUUGCGACGUCGUAACUACGAAGUCGACGAAUUUUGGGGAAAGAUAGACGAUAUUAUCAUCAAGACAGUGUUGAGUGCUUGGCCAAUGUUGAAGCACAACUAUCACGCCUGUUUCCCAGCACACGAUAAGAUACAAGCGUGCUUCGAGAUACUCGGCUUCGACAUAUUGGUCGAUUCGAAGAUGAAACCCUAUGUUCUUGAAGUAAAUCACUCGCCUAGCUAUCACACGCACGAGUUAGUGGAUCGUCAAGUGAAAAAAGCACUAAUAAGAGACACACUGUUAAUGGUAAGCACACCUUUAGCCGACAAAAAACAGAUAUUACGUGAGGAUCGAAAACGGAUAAAACAACGUUUGUUAAAGUUGAACAAAGCCGAGGCACCUCUGAACUCACAGCGGCAGCCCCCAGCAACGAAUAAUUUUGUACCGAAUGCUGAUAUCAAUAGCACAGCCAGAGCUAGCGAUGAGCCGCCUCUAUUGGAAGAAGGAACGCAGGAUGCUGGACUUAGCGCUCUCUCACAACAGAUUGCUUGGGAGGAGAGUCAUUUGGGAGACUUUCGUCGUGUUAUGCCACCGCAUGAUCCUGAUCGCCUAAAUUAUUAUUGUCAGUUCUUUGCUUUGCAGAAUCAGGCCUCCAUUUAUAGUGAGACAGCGGCAAGCAAGAAGAGGGAGGAAGUUGCGAAGAAAAUGCGUCUUGAAAUCGAAGAAAAGCGACAACGUCAAUUGGAGGUGCUCUCCGGCCAAAAGCGACGUAUGAAGCUAGAAGAGCGUCGUCGUAAACGUGCCGCUAUGCCGCGUGCAAUCGUCGAGCGUCAUCGGCUAUCACGAUUUCGUGCACAAGAGCAUUGGACACCCGGUUUUAUAUCAGAAGCGGAAGAACGCUUACGACGCACUUGGAUGCAGAUGCGAAGUGAAAUGCUACGCAAUAACAAAAUCGUGCAAAUGAUCUACAAGGACUUCUACAAUGGCGGCAAUCUAACCAAUGCUGAUAUCAUAACUUAUCCAGAAUUGUAUCGCUGUUUGGAGCGUGGCGCGGAUAUUAUGAGCGACUAAUUUUUUUGGUCAAUCGUUAAAGGAAAAUUGUAACUGAUUGAAUGACAAAAGUUAUCCUUGCCCAUCUCGCUUUAGUAUAAUAAUAUUGCUGGUGUUUCAUCGAUAUAUAUAUAGACGAUAUAUAUUUGUCUAAUCUGUUUAUAUACAUACAUAUGUGAUAUCUAUGUAAAUGUACUGAUAUGUAUUUUGUUAGUCCAUAGUAUAUUGUUUACUUUUA
Molecule: messenger RNA, 2672 nt
Organism: Zeugodacus cucurbitae (melon fly)
Lineage: Eukaryota; Metazoa; Arthropoda; Insecta; Diptera; Tephritidae
Gene: TTLL6B
Product: tubulin polyglutamylase TTLL13
Exons: 6
Coding region: 338-2455 (705 amino acids)
Biological process (GO): protein polyglutamylation; microtubule cytoskeleton organization
Cellular component (GO): cilium
Molecular function (GO): tubulin-glutamic acid ligase activity; tubulin binding
Source: RefSeq, a predicted model, not a curated record